Molecule: messenger RNA, 579 nt
Organism: Rattus rattus (black rat)
Lineage: Eukaryota; Metazoa; Chordata; Mammalia; Rodentia; Muridae
Gene: Sycn
Product: syncollin
Exons: 2
Coding region: 24-428 (134 amino acids)
Biological process (GO): exocytosis
Cellular component (GO): secretory granule membrane
Source: RefSeq, a predicted model, not a curated record
UCUCUCCGUUGUCCAUUGUCACCAUGUCCCCACUGUGCCUGCUGUUGCUGGCUUUAGCCCUGGUGGCUGUCCCUGGUGCCCGAGGCGCUUGUCCAGUGCCCGCAGACCUGAAGAAGUCAGAUGGGACUCGCACGUGUGCCAGGCUCUAUGAGGACAGUGACCCCUACUAUGACAACUGCUGCCAGGGGCCUGAACUGUCUGUGGAUCCAGGCGCCGACCUGCCCUACCUGCCCUCGGACUGGUCUAACUCGGCAUCUUCUCUGGUAGUGGCCCAGCGCUGCGAGCUCACCGUGUGGUCUCUCCCUGGUAAACGUGGCAAGACACGCAAGUUCUCUACGGGUAGCUACCCUCGGCUGGAAGAGUACCGCAAAGGCAUCUUUGGAACCUGGGCCAAGUCCAUCUCUGGCCUCUACUGCAAGUGCUAUUGAUGCCUUGAGGGUCUGUCGUCUCUGAUUCUGCACAGUGCUGAGCCUUACCCUGUCUGUCCUUGGGGAUUGCUCUGACCCCAAGAGCCAGGAGGCAAGAUGGCCCCAUUACCUGCUAUCAGAGCUUCCCUAUAAUACAGCCCUGGUGAAAUUA